UGUAAAUUGGGGUUCCUGGAUAGUGACAGAUAUUCCAACCCCCCCCCAUCCAUCAAUCAUCGGCGACUCGAGUCACCGACAUCCCGUCCGUUGAGAAGUCAGAGCUCGACAUCCGACACAGCAGCCAACCUUCUUUGCAACUUUUGUACAGUUUUCUGUUUGUGCGUUACGCUGGAUCGUAGGCACAAUUCGAACGAACCCGGGUCGGCGUUACUACUCCGCCGACGACAGAGGCAAUUUGCGGUCGACCACCGGCCAGACCCCGUGUUGAGUCAUCGCUCGAUAUGGACUCACCGCGUGAGGAACCCCGCAAGGAUGGCCUCAUUGUUGACAAGAUCGACGUGCAACACAACGAGGACGCGCUGCGGGAGACGGACCGCCAGAUGAGCGCGUGGCAGUGCCUCCGUCAGAACCCCAAGAUCGUCUUCUGGACUCUCUACGCCAACAUCGGUUCCACUCUUGUUGGCUUUGAGAACCUCGCACUCUCCGUGUGUCUGGCGAUGCCGGCAUUCCAGAAGACCUUUGCCACGGAAGUCAAUGGCCAACUCAUCAUCCCGGCCUACUGGCAGUCGGCCUGGAGCGCCAUGUACAACGUCAUGAUGAUCUUCGGCUCCUUCGCUGCUGGCUAUAUGCAGGACUGGCUCGGCCGUCGGUCCGUCAUUCUCCUGGCCUCGGUCGUGGCCGCGGCGGGCAUCGCCGUCACCUUCGUCUCGAAGACGUCCCCCCAGUUCCUCGGCGGCAAGAUCAUCGCGGGCUUCUCGGUUGGCCUGUUCACGACGACGACGCAGACGUAUGUGUCCGAGAUCGCGCCGCUGCCGAUCAGGGGCAUGGCCCUCUCGGUCAAUACCAUCAUGAUGAACCUGGGCCUUCUCAUCGCCAUCUCGACAAGCUUCUCCCGCGUCGCCAUCAUGGACGAGUCCGCUUUCCGGGUCGUCUUCGCCGCAGCCUGGGCGUUCCCCGGCAUCAUCGCCCUCGGGCUGCCCUUCCUCCCGGAGUCCCCGACAUGGCUGGUCUUCAAGAACAGGCACGACAAGGCCCGGAAGGCCCUCCAGCAGCUCUCGGGCCCCACAGAGGACAUCGACGCGCGUCUGGCGCAGAUCAUCGACAACGUUGAGACGGAGCGGCGGAUGCAACUCGAGGCGGCCUCGUUCGCCGAGUGCUUCCGCGGCACCAACUGGCGGCGCACCCGCAUCAUCCUCAUCUGCUUCUACGUCCCGCAGGUCAUCGGCGCCGUCCUCUCGUCCAACGCGCCGUACUUCCUCAACCAGACGGGCCUGUCGAGCGCCACGGUACUGAUGCUCGUGCAGGUCGGCGUCGCGGCUGGCGUCGUCUCGGCGCUCGUCAACGCGUUCCUGAUGAUGCGGCUGCGGCACCGGCCGCUCAUGUUCUUCGGCAUCGGCGUCUGCGUCGCCAUGUACCUCGCCAUGGGCGUCGCAGCGGCGUUCCCCAAGACGCAGACGUCGCUGCUUGUCAUCGGCGUCGCGCUCGUCUUCACGUCCAUCUCGUACGGGCCCGCCGUGGGCGCGUCCAUGGCGGUGGCGGGCGAAGUGUCGGCGUCGAAGCUGCGAGCCAAGUCGCUCGGCAUCGGCGUGGCCUUCUCGUCGGUCGUGUCGACGAUCUGGACCAUCGUCCUGCCGUACCUCUUCAACGUCGACCAGCUCAACAUGGGCGGGCACAUUGGGUGGAUCUUCUUCGGCAUGGGCAUCCUGAUGCUGUUCGUGCUCUACUUUGACGUGCCGGGCACCAAGGGCCGCACGUUUGAGGAGCUGGACAUCAUGUUCGAGCUGGGCAUCUCGGCGCGCAAGUUCGAGAAGUACAAGCUCAAUGAAGGACCUGCGGAUACGGAGUGAAGAGGCUUCAUUUCACAGGGGAGUGGGGUGGUUUCUUUUUGGUUGCAAUUGUUUCGAGUUGUCAAGAUUCUACGAAUGCCUACAUGUAAGCGGAGUUGUCGUGAAGCCUGCUUCAGUACAAAAGACAGCACGUAUAGUUGGACAACCCUUUUGACGCAUUUCGCCGCAAUUACUUCCGACUUUGAAUUCUUGUGUUGUGAACUGUUAGGGGUCUGGAGCAAGACUAUGCAGGUUGCUGGUUGAUCGACGCUGUUUGUGACGAUGAAUCCCACACAUUUCGGCCCUUCUCAGUCGAUGCGACAUCGGCGGCAAAGCCGACGUAAAAC
Messenger RNA from Colletotrichum destructivum, 2176 nucleotides. Its product is annotated as Putative major facilitator, sugar transporter, major facilitator superfamily. Lineage: Eukaryota; Fungi; Ascomycota; Sordariomycetes; Glomerellales; Glomerellaceae. Bases 285 to 1850 code for a protein of 521 amino acids. The transcript has 4 exons. Gene Ontology annotation, molecular function: carbohydrate:proton symporter activity. The record is from RefSeq and is a predicted model, not a curated record. Gene Ontology annotation, biological process: carbohydrate transport; transmembrane transport. Gene Ontology annotation, cellular component: membrane.